AUGUUCAGGGGCUGCAGUGCCUGGUUUUCUCAAAGCGUCAGCCAUGAGCUCUGUGGCCUUUGGGUUGCUGAAGGAGGAGUGAUCACAAACCAGGAUGCUGCUGAUUAUCUGUUCAGCAGUGAUGCUUCCCACCCUGACACAAAAAGAAUACACCAGAGCUUAGAUUAUCUAGAAGACAGAGUCACUGUUUUUCAUUCUUCUUAUCUUGCGGCAUGUGUCAACUCUGAAACAAAAAACUCAACAGCAUUAGGACACUUCCUCCUUCUACCUGCCUGCUUGCAGCAAGAAAUUAGGAGGAAAAAUGGCAACUUUAUAUGGGAGCAGAUUUCCAACCCUCUGAAGUUGCAGCCAGGUCAACCUGUUGAAGUAAACUGCCACAGGGUGGAAGAAGAGAUAAAGGCCAAGAGAGGGUUGGAGAAAAGUGAAGACAAUCAAAUCCCAGGGACAGUAGAAACAGUGAAGAUGGCAUAUAUUCCACUACAAGAUUAUCCAGCAAGCAAUAUGGUGAUGGGUUAUCCUUCUGCUAAAGAGAUGAACAAAUUCAUUGGAGAAAUACAGGAUUUCAUUCCUGGCUGCUCUGAUUACUUGGCAUACUGGAUUCCAAAUGAAACAUGUAUUUUCUCUGAUCUAAAAUCAAAAUUAAAACGGAACACCAGCAGCCUCGCAUCUCCUCCGCCUUGCAUCCUGGCCCCUCCUCUCCGGCUGCUCGCCGCACCCAGAGACAUUUCAGCACCGGGGACAGCGGCAGCAUCUCCGCCUCCGCCCCGCCCCUCUCUCAUCCGCCGGAGCCACCCAGCCCUGGGUGCGUGCGGGGCGGGGGGAGGAGAAGAAGGAUCCGAGGAGCCUCGCGAGAGCUGCGGCCGCUGCAGCAGGAGGCGCCGGUGGGCGCUGCGGGUCAGGAUCCGGGGGAGACGUUCGGCGGGGCCCGAGGACCAGGACAGCGAAGCGGUGAGUCCUAAAAGCGGGGGAUGGAGAAGGGCGGAGGCCUCGCCCGUUGGACGCCCGGGCAAAGAGGCCUCCUCCUCCCAGUCUGCUGCCUUCCCCGCGCUAUGUUAG
Molecule: messenger RNA, 1056 nt
Organism: Zootoca vivipara (common lizard)
Lineage: Eukaryota; Metazoa; Chordata; Lepidosauria; Squamata; Lacertidae
Gene: TERB2
Product: telomere repeat binding bouquet formation protein 2
Biological process (GO): homologous chromosome pairing at meiosis; meiotic attachment of telomere to nuclear envelope
Cellular component (GO): nuclear inner membrane
Source: RefSeq, a predicted model, not a curated record